This is a messenger RNA of Lolium rigidum, 573 nucleotides long. Its product is annotated as RNA-binding protein 2-like. The record is from RefSeq and is a predicted model, not a curated record. The transcript has 4 exons. Gene Ontology annotation, molecular function: mRNA binding. NCBI's taxonomy places the organism in Eukaryota, Viridiplantae, Streptophyta, Magnoliopsida, Poales, Poaceae. The annotation marks the transcript as partial.
GGAGGUUCUUCACUUGGCAAAAGUGCCAGCAUUCCAGAUGUUGAGCGCCCCAUCUCCCUUCCGAUCGUUGAUCGGCCAUCAGAAGAUGAAUCCAACAUUCUUUUUGUUGAUGGUCUCCCUACCGAUUGCACAAGGAGAGAAGUAGCUCAUUUGUUCCGUCCUUUCGUUGGCUUCAAGGACCUCAGACUAGUGCACAAGGAGCCCAGACGUAGUGGUGACAAGGCCUAUGUCCUGUGUUUUGUGGAGUUCAGCGACGCAAAAUGUGCAUUCACUGCCAUGAAGGCUCUACAAGAAUACAGCUUCGAUGAGAGGAAACCCGACGCACCAGUCCUCAAGAUCCGGUUUGCAAGGUUCCCAUUCCGACCUCCGCCGGCACAUGAUGAUGGGAAACGCCUUAGCACUCGCUGAUUAUCAUCCUCUUCAUACCCCUCCUCUCCAACAGUGUAUUAUAGGCUGUGGGUCAUUGUAGAUCAGAUUGGUGUAGUGACAUGUAAUGGGCAUUUGUCAGUUGGCGAUGGCAGCUCCGUAUGACACCUUGACACAUCCGUGGCACCUCAACUAUAUCGCCAUCAG